AUGGACAGCAGGAGGAUGACUAUUCACAUGAUGUCCUACCUCGCCAUCUUAUUACUCCUGGCAUUACUGGCUCCACCGUCCAUGCCCGCCCCGGACACCGACGACGGCCGCCGUGCGCGCUCCGCCGCCAUCGUCGCUGACAUUCUGUCGGCGCACAACACGGCGCGGCGAGCGGUCGGGGUGGCGCCCCUGACGUGGAGCACGGGGAUCGCCGAGCUCGCCAAGCGCUACGCCGGCUCCCGCCGCGCUGACUGCCAGCCGCGGCGCUCGUCGCUGUUCAACUUCGGCGAGAACGCGGUGGUGGGGAAGGGGUGUCGCUGGAACGCCUCGGCGCUGGUCGCGCAGUGGGUGGACGAGGGGCGGCUGUACGACCGCGCCACGGCCUCGUGCGCGGCGCCGGCGGGGCUGUCCGGGUGCGCGAGGUACACGCAGGUGGUGUGGCGGAACACGACGCAGCUCGGCUGCGGUAAGAUCGUCUGCGACUCCGGCGACACGCUACUCGUCUGCGACUACUUCCCGCCGGGCAACUACGGCACUGGCCCGGCAUACUGA
Molecule: messenger RNA, 552 nt
Organism: Lolium rigidum
Lineage: Eukaryota; Viridiplantae; Streptophyta; Magnoliopsida; Poales; Poaceae
Product: pathogenesis-related protein PRMS-like
Exons: 1
Coding region: 1-552 (183 amino acids)
Source: RefSeq, a predicted model, not a curated record